AUGACUUCAAAAAAACCGGUUAAUCGCCCAUCAGUGAGGCAUCCAAGUCACAUCCAUCCAUUGCGUGCCUUCAAGGCCCAAGACGAAGAUGAGAUCAUCUGCUCUGGAUGCGAGCUCGACCUGACCGCACAAUCAUUCAAGUGUACGAAGAAAGACUGCGAUUACUUCUUGCACAAGUCAUGUUUUGACCUACCUUGUGAAAUCAAUCACAAGUCUCAUCCUGACCACUCUUUAACCCUGCUUCAUUCCCCAUCUUAUAGUCAUCAAUCUUACGAAUGUGACGCGUGCGGUGAGUAUGGAUCCAGUUUCAAUUACAAUUGUUCUGAGUGUAAGUACGAUGUUCAUGUCGGGUGUGCUUUGAUCCCUGAGACCGUGGAGCGCGAAGAUCACAAACAUCCACUCGCUCUACUUUACAACACACCGAGAAAAGGUCGUGAGGACGGUGAGAUGUACGUAUGUAAUGUUUGUGAAGAAGAUAUGUCAGAGAAUCUUUGGGUUUAUUACUGCAAAGAAUGUGAUUACGGGACUCAUGUGCAUUCUUGCGCCGUUGAUGAUGACGAUUAUGAGCCAAAGAAAGGAGGAGGAGGAGAAUCAAGCUCCGUGGCUUCAAGGAUGAAGUCGUUGAUGGAUGCUGAAGAUGAGUUGGUGGCGAUGGAGCUCGAGUCACGUAUGAAGAGAGCUGCUAAUAAUGCUAUACUCGCGAGUGUACGUGAUGAACCUAAGCGGAUAUAUUAUUGGUGA
This is a messenger RNA of Microthlaspi erraticum, 741 nucleotides long. The record is from the annotation of a GenBank genome assembly. Lineage: Eukaryota; Viridiplantae; Streptophyta; Magnoliopsida; Brassicales; Brassicaceae.